Sarcophilus harrisii (Tasmanian devil) is the source of this 4896-nucleotide messenger RNA. RefSeq names its product EBF transcription factor 2 (gene EBF2). Lineage: Eukaryota; Metazoa; Chordata; Mammalia; Dasyuromorphia; Dasyuridae. Gene Ontology annotation, molecular function: DNA-binding transcription factor activity, RNA polymerase II-specific; RNA polymerase II cis-regulatory region sequence-specific DNA binding. Bases 471 to 2198 code for a protein of 575 amino acids. Gene Ontology annotation, biological process: regulation of transcription by RNA polymerase II. The transcript has 16 exons. The record is from RefSeq and is a predicted model, not a curated record.
CUGGGAGGGAGGAAGGGGGCGAGAUUAGGCAGCCGUCCAUCUCCUCCUGCUUCUCCCAGAAAACAGGUGAUGCUCCUGGCCAGCGAACGCUCUCUGGAUGCAGGCCGGGCUGCGGCGGGAAGGAUGUUAUAGGCGAGCGGAGGUGAAGGCCGGCGGCAGGAGCGAACUUGCCGAAAAGGAGGGGAGGGGAGGGCAGAGCAAGCCAAACUUUGACGGAGGCCUACAUCGCCGAGCGGCGGCUGCGAGCAGAAGCCCGAGCUUCUCCAGAGAGAGCCAGAAGCAAAGACAAACUUUGGCUGUUCGUCUCUUUCUAGGACUUCUAUUUUUUGGGGGAGGGGGAAGGGAACACUCGGCGGUGCGAGUCUCGUGACUUUCAGGGCUCCGUGGAUAUUAUCCUUUAAAAAAAAAAGAAACACUCGCAAAGAACAAAAAAUUUAGAGGCAUCUGUUCGAGUGGAUCAGACUUUUUAAAUGUUUGGGAUUCAAGAUACGUUAGGAAGAGGACCAGCUCUGAAAGAGAAAGCUCUAGGCGCAGAGAUGGAUUCGGUCCGGUCCUGGGUUCGAAACGUCGGAGUGGUGGAUGCGAACGUCGCGGCACAAAGCGGAGUCGCCUUGUCCCGGGCUCAUUUUGAGAAACAGCCUCCUUCCAACUUGCGCAAAUCCAAUUUCUUCCACUUCGUCUUGGCCCUCUAUGAUCGCCAGGGUCAGCCGGUGGAGAUCGAAAGGACCGCCUUCGUGGACUUCGUGGAGAACGACAAAGAACAAGGCAACGAGAAGACCAACAAUGGCACCCACUACAAAUUACAGCUGCUUUAUAGCAAUGGGGUCAGGACCGAACAGGACCUCUUUGUGCGGCUCAUCGAUUCGGUCACGAAGCAGCCCAUAGCUUAUGAGGGCCAAAACAAGAACCCGGAGAUGUGCAGAGUUCUGCUCACACACGAAGUCAUGUGCAGUCGGUGCUGUGAAAAGAAGAGCUGUGGCAAUCGCAAUGAGACUCCUUCAGACCCAGUCAUCAUCGACAGAUUCUUUUUAAAAUUUUUCCUGAAGUGCAAUCAGAAUUGUUUGAAAACAGCGGGAAACCCCAGGGACAUGAGGCGCUUCCAGGUGGUGCUAUCAACAACCGUGAAUGUGGACGGACAUGUGCUGGCUGUUUCUGACAACAUGUUUGUUCACAACAAUUCUAAGCACGGGCGGAGAGCGAGGAGGCUGGACCCGUCUGAAGCUACACCCUGCAUCAAAGCUAUCAGCCCAAGUGAAGGUUGGACCACCGGUGGGGCCAUGGUGAUCAUCAUAGGGGACAAUUUCUUCGAUGGACUCCAAGUUGUAUUUGGGACGAUGCUUGUAUGGAGUGAGCUGAUAACACCUCACGCUAUAAGAGUCCAGACUCCCCCUCGGCAUAUCCCUGGAGUGGUGGAAGUGACAUUAUCAUAUAAGUCUAAACAGUUCUGCAAAGGGGCCCCAGGAAGGUUCAUUUACACAGCAUUAAAUGAGCCCACCAUAGACUAUGGCUUCCAGAGAUUGCAGAAAGUCAUCCCGCGGCAUCCUGGAGAUCCAGAAAGACUAGCUAAGGAAAUGCUGUUGAAAAGAGCAGCUGAUUUAGUGGAAGCCCUUUAUGGAACACCGCACAAUAACCAGGACAUCAUUUUGAAGCGAGCUGCUGACAUUGCUGAGGCUCUCUACAGUGUCCCAAGGAAUCCCAGCCAGAUCCCAGCGCUGUCCAGCUCUCCAGCUCACACUGGCAUGAUGGGCAUCAACUCCUAUGGCAGCCAGCUAGGGGUCAGCAUCUCAGAGUCCACACAGGGAAAUAACCAAGGUUACAUCCGGAACACAAGCAGCAUCUCUCCUCGUGGCUACUCUUCCAGUUCCACUCCCCAGCAGUCCAACUACAGCACGUCCAGCAACAGCAUGAAUGGCUACAGCAACGUGCCCAUGGCCAACCUGGGCGUACCGGGCUCCCCAGGCUUCUUAAAUGGCUCCCCCACAGGAUCCCCUUAUGGAAUAAUGUCUUCAAGUCCUACAGUUGGCUCUUCCAGUUCCUCCUCCAUCCUCCCGUUUUCGUCUUCCGUCUUCCCAGCUGUCAAACAGAAGAGUGCCUUUGCUCCUGUCAUUAGACCCCAAGGCUCCCCUUCUCCGGCCUGCUCUAGUGGAAAUGGAAAUGGAUUCAGAGCCAUGACCGGCCUUGUCGUCCCCCCAAUGUAAGAGAAGGAAGAGUUGCGUCUCAGAACACACAACUACUUCAUCUGAUGGACCACUAAUAUGGAAAGCACUAAGAGCUCUUUGGGGGAGUCCCAUGACCCCCAAAGGAACACUCUCUGGAUUUGGAUAUGCAAGGAGCCUGCAUCUUACCUGGUCUCAUGUCUCUCCCGUAGCCGAGAAAUCGGCUGCCCAAGCUCCAACCCCACUCGUGGAUAAGGACAGAUACUGUCAUCGGCAUGCAUGGUCAGUACUAAGGACAGAAAUGUGGUUCUUUCUUUAUGGACUUGAUGAAAACCACCUUCCUAUGUUUGUAAAAUAUUUAAGAAAAAAAAUUGGCAAACAAUUCAAGCUCGAUAUUUUGGAUACUAUUUGUUUUUCUUUGUAGGAAAAAAAAAGUUGAAAGUUUCUAUUUUCUAUGAAGCCUUUCAGAUACCAAUUUAGUUUAUGCAGAAAAAAAAAUUUGAACAAAACAGGGUACCCGCAUGGAAGACUUUCUUAAAAACAAAACCUGAAUCGAAUGAUGAUGAUAUGUUGUUGUAUGUGUGUUUGCUUAUAGUUUAAUCUCUUUAAAAAACAAAAAAACACAAAAAAAGGAAAAAUUUUAAAAUGUUUUACAAUUAUUUAAAUAAAUAAAUGUGUAACUUAUUGUAAGUAGAGGUAGAAAUUAAGACCUUUUUGGAAAGGAGGGGCAUUUUCUCCUCCUCUUGUACAAUGAAAAUGAUGCAAAACUGUAGUUCCAAGAUAAAAAGAGAUAAGGUAUGUGAUUGUUACCACUGCUAUUUCCUGGAUGCCCACUCCUGUCCUCUCUACGCCCACCCCCCCUUUCCCUGUUCCAUCCUUGUAUAGAUCCAUAUGCAAGGACCACGGUAGCCCAUCUGUAUUUUUUCAGAACCAUACCACAUUCAAACAAAAGCCAAGCACAAAUCCAGAAAUACAGAAAAGCGGCGGGUCUGGUCCAGCGAAGUCUGCUUUCCCAAAAGCCUGCAUGUCCCUUUGAGUCUGCUUCCGAUCAUAGUUUUCCUGGGGUGGCUGUUCUUGACAUUCCAUGCCAGAGGCCACCUGGGAUUCUCGCACUUUCUUCUGGCCCACAUCCCCAUCCAGUUUUUCAAGGGCAGGGAGAGCAGGGAAAAGGGAAUCUUUUUUGCCUGAGAAGCGAUCCGGAAUGGUUAGAACAUCUUCAGCGCAGGGCCAUAUCAAAGUCCAGUUUCCAGCUCACCAAUGACUGUAACUUCAAUCCCAUUCGGUAUUGCUCUGGGGAGUCUCCUCUGGCUGCUUUGGUUGGCCAUCAGCGGCCGUCGGCAACGAUUAAUGACUCUCUUACCCUUGCCAGUCUCUCAGGAGUUUUAUAUAUAUCUCCCCCCUCUAGUACUUUCCCAUUUGGAAGAUCACAGAAUCUAGAAUCAUUUAAUGCAAACUCUUCAUUUUACAAAACAGGAAACCGAGGCACAAGGGAUUCAUAAAUAACCCUGGAGCUGGACGAACAAACCGAGGCAUAGAGAGAUCCCUAUGUUCAUAGACCUAAAGGUGGAAAAGACCAUAUACUGUAACCUUUUCAAUGUGUAGCUGAGGCACAGAGCAGUUCAUAGAUUGAGAGAUCUGUCAUUUGACGGGCAUUUCCUAACCACUUCCUAUCUCUCAGGGGCCCUCAGAGACCCUCUCGUAUAAUCCUAUCAUGUUACCUAUUUUGUUUAUAAGCCGAGGCCCAGAGUAGCCAUGAGACUUGCUCAGCCUUAACCGAGGAAUAGCUGACUUUCUGUAGCGCUUCAGGGAUUCUGGAGCACUCUGUAUACCUUUUACCAUUUGAGUAAGCAGAUUCACGCCUAUGGAUUUAGAUCCAAUGUUCUUUGCAACCCACCAUUUGCCCUGACGUUAAACUCGAUGGGUUAAACAUGAAUAAUUUGGAGGUUUUCCUCAACCACCCCUCCACUUUUCUAGUGGAGAAGCGAGGGUAGUGGCUGAAAAUCCAGACAGCAUUGGGGUUCCGAGGGAAAGGAUAUGGGCAAUUUCAAGAAUCAUCCCAAAGUGCAGCUGCCCAGCUAUUUGUCCACUCUUCUCUUUAGACGACUGGCUCUCUUUUUAGGAGGGACCUGGCACUGUUACUGAGAGGUUGACUCGCACUCAAAAACUGGUGACUCUUCCUGCCCACUUGCCCUUACCUGGGGGCCAGCCCAAGUGGUAUUUCCUCCUCUGGGUUGCCAGCUUCCUCGUUCAUGUUUGGGGCUGCUGGAGCGUGCCCACAGAACUCAUUUGGAUGAUACCCAGCUGGGGUCUAGAUGACAUUAGUUCUUUCCUGUCCCAAUGGAGAAACACACUGAAAUUGAGUGCAUCUAGUCUGAAUUAGGAUAAUAAUUUUGUUUUUUAUCAAUUCCUCAUUUCUUUUCCAAGUCCACAUUUUCAUACCCACCCAAACCAAUCCCAUUUUACCCUUUCCCCUUCGCUUCAUUCUGGAAAUACCCUCCUCCCCACCCCCAAACAAUCCAAAUGGGAUUUUUACGCACCAUGAAAAUUCAAGGUUUUGGAUAGCUGGCACGCCUGGAAGUGCUGUUGACAGUAACAGGCAUUUGAAGAACCAAGUUGCAAAGAAACACACCCGAAAAAAGUCCCUUGAUGCAAAAUGUCUUAGUGAGGAGGAGGGAUAUCGACAUAGUUGUCCAAAAACGAAGGCAGAACAAAAAUGAAGCACGUCUGGACCUGGAUUUGA